AUGACGAAUUCUUUCGCUACAAGCGCUUAUGGUUUGGGGGAUAGUGCACCUUUGUCUUUCAAACUACUCGCGAUUCGUUUCCUCCGGACUCUUCUUUGGGUCAGCCUUGUCUUCAUUCCAUUUUCUAUCAACAACCAGCGGACACCGUCGGCCAUUGCAGAAGAUACAUUGAACAAACCAUGGCGUCCAAUGCCACAAAAACGUAUCACUCCCUCACAGGCGACCUACUUCAUGUUGUUUUUUUUCGGUGUUGUGCAGACUCACGGCUUGAUUUGCCAUGGUGUUGGCCAUCGGCAAUCAACCCUUCUCCUCGGUCUUGAUAUAUGGUAUAACAAUUUCGGUGGUGCUGAUGACAAUCCCGUGGUUCGUAAUGGAAUCAACGCGCUGGGGUACCUAUGUUUCAUCUCCGGUGCUCUUGAAGUGGCUUUGGGAGAGAAACUUGCUUUCCCCCUCCAUAGUUCUCUGGGAAUAUCAAACUCAGAGUACUAUUUACCGCAAUGGCUCUUUAUUAUUGCCUGUAUUAUCAUCAGUACUGUUCACUUACAGGAUCUCUAUGACCAAAAGGGCGAUGCUAUCCGAGAUCGGCGUACUGUGCCGCUGGUCAUUGGGGACACAGCUGCCAGGUGGAGCAUCGCUAUCCCUAUGGCUAUUUGGGGGAUCAUUUGCCCACAUUUCUGGUAUGUUCGAUAUGAGAUUUUCUCUCUGAGUCUCGGACUGGCGUACACUGUUGCAUUGCGGGUCUUGACUUUACGGAGCGUGGAAAAUGACCGCUUAACCUUUCUACUUUGGAAUUGCUGGAUUGCUACUGUAUAUGUCAUGCCAUUGUUUUCCGAAACUGCUGCCUGGGUACAUACUACUUAG
Molecule: messenger RNA, 861 nt
Organism: Penicillium malachiteum
Lineage: Eukaryota; Fungi; Ascomycota; Eurotiomycetes; Eurotiales; Aspergillaceae
Product: UbiA family prenyltransferase
Exons: 1
Coding region: 1-861 (286 amino acids)
Cellular component (GO): membrane
Molecular function (GO): transferase activity, transferring alkyl or aryl (other than methyl) groups
Source: RefSeq, a predicted model, not a curated record